Molecule: messenger RNA, 2872 nt
Organism: Hypoxylon trugodes
Lineage: Eukaryota; Fungi; Ascomycota; Sordariomycetes; Xylariales; Hypoxylaceae
Exons: 6
Coding region: 720-2573 (617 amino acids)
Source: RefSeq, a predicted model, not a curated record
CAUAUUUGCGCCAUUCAGUGUAGUACACAUUGUUACCAUGAGAUUGAUCUCCUCUGGCGAUAGUUUGUUGUUCGCCAUGCGCCACCAUUCCAAGAAUACCAUUAUCUAGAAGCUGUACAAAUCAAUCACAUUUUAGGCGGGCUGGCAAAUCAGCAUCCUUGUGCUUGUCGUUUGUCUUUGGACUUGUUCCACUCAUAUUGCAAUGUCGGAAAUCGGCGGUCACUCAUUGCCUGAACUGGUCCAGUGGAUAAGAAUAGAACUGGCUGGGGCAGAAACACAGGGCAUGAUCUGACUCGUAAGAGCCAACAAUUGAUCCUACCUCCCACAGACCCUAAUGUUUGAAUCCCAAGACAGUUAAUAACUACCGAGGCCAUACAUAAUUAUGGUAUCUAUACGCAGCACUCAUCAAACCCAACCAGGUACACAGCCUUACACCAAGGGGUAGAGUUGUAUCCACCUAGACCAACCCUUGCGGAAUUCCUUAGAGAAUGCUAGAGGGUUUCUUCUUUCAGCAAUUUCGUGCGUAUCCCUUACUAUGAUAAGUCCAUGAGGCUCACAGUCGUGACGAUCCCUCAUCUGCGAAGCGAAUAUCGCGAAAACAGCCAAAAAGUAUUCUAUUCGCAUCAACAGACUAGAAUUUCGCGCCGCAAUCACAGACCACCUUUUUUUUGAACCAUUCUUAUGUAAGUCAUGCACUUAAUUGCGCCAACUAGAUCAUCAUGGCGAGCGAACGGCCCGAUAUACUCGUAGCUAUUGAUCUAGGGACGACUUAUACCGGUGUCGCCUGGGCGCGACCACAACGGAACCAGGUCUUACAAAGCCCCAUCCAGAUUAUCCAUAACUGGCCGGGCAGCUCAACCAAGAACGAACAAAAAGUUCCUACUUGUCUCAUCUACAACGAAGGCGAUGGCUUAUCGUCGUGGGGGUAUUUGUGUGAGGAUGACGAGCCGCUGGAGAGGAAGAAGCAUGAAUUUUUCAAGAUCUUCCUCGAUGAGCAAACACUGAAUGAUGCACGGCGACAAGGCAUCGAUCGGGCACCCGCAUCCGUUCGAGAUGCACAAAAACUGAUUUCUGACUAUAUGCGCGAAGUCUACGCGCAUGUGAAAUCGACUGUAGAGUUACAUACAGGCAUUGGUCACGUCGGUUGGCAGGAAUUGGCCGUCGAGUUCAUCUUCAGUGUUCCAACAACAUGGAAGAGCCAGGAAAUUAUCAAUGCGUUCAAAGAAUGCAUAAAAAAUGCAGGGUUUGGCGUUGAAGGCCAGCGCCACAUUGCUACAGUCGAGUUGACCGAAUCCGAGGCCGCAGCCGUCGGAACUAUUAAGAACUCCGCCGUCGCUUUCCAAACGGGAGAUAUUUUCCUAUCUGUCGACGCAGGAGGAGGAACCACAGACCUCGCAUUAAUGCAAGUUGUGGAAGCUCGCGAUCCAUUCCCAUCACUAGCUCAGCUGAAUCAGGUCGACGGCAUAGGGAUUGGCUCUACUCUAAUCGAUCAAGCUUUUGUGUCCAUGGUAAACAAGCGCCUCAGUCGGUUUCCCGAUCUGAUACCACAUCUCCCGCCUGAUUGUGCCGAGAGACUCGUUAAAAGCGAGAGGUAUCGAACGACGAAACACAAGUUUGGCGAACGAGUCUACCAGUCCAAUUGCUAUAAGUUGAUCUUAGAUGGCGUUCCUUUCAAUCUCAGUCAUAGCGAUGCGCGGAUUGAGCUCGGUAGGAUAGUAAUUUCAUGGGAAGAAAUGCAAUCCCUCUUUGAUCCACACGUCGAAAGUAUUAUGAAGAAAAUACACGAACAACUUAACUGGAUGCAAGCUAACGGCGUGAACCGACCAAUUAGCUAUAUGAUUCUGUCUGGUGGGCUUGGAAGUUCUAAAUACGUCCGCGAUCGUAUUCAGCAUGAAAUGAUGACCAGCUUACACCCGUACGCGCACCAAGUCAAAGUAUUACAAGCCCCGGAUCCGCAAUUAGUUGUCGUGAAGGGUCUCUUGCUAGACCGAUUACAAAGGCUAGAUUCCAGGUGCGCUCCAGUUAUAGUAAGUAGGGUAGCUCGAGCGAGUUAUGGUGUGGUUUGCAAAACGAAAUACAACCCAGCAAUUCACAUGGGUGAAGAAAUCAAGACAGAUUCAUUUGACGGAGAACAGUACGUCAUGAGCCAAAUCGACUGGCUCAUCAGAAAGGGCGAUCCGGUGAGUACGGAUAUCCCUAUCAGCACAACCUACACCAAGAAAGUAGACCCAAAAGAUCCGAAUCGCACGUGGGAAUCCGUUAUCGUCGUCUCCGACCUUAAUCGUGACCUUUUGCCACGUAGUAUGAACCAAGCAGUGGGGGCAAAGCAGCUUUGUGUAGUUAAGAGCGACUUAACAGGAGCAAGCCAUAGCGAUAUGGUUCUGAAGCGUAAAUCGAGACGAUAUUUACUCCAAGGCAGGAAGUUUUACCUGUGUACUUUUGAAGUACGAGCUAUUGUAGCUUCGGCGGAGCUUCGGUUCGAGCUAUGGUUUGCUGGGCAAAAGUUCUCGGGGAACCACCAACCUAUCAAGAUAACAUGGGGAUCCGAGGGAUCUAAGUUGAACGGGAAGUAAUAUACCUUAGUAGCUAAGCAUUUAAUCAUGUACACUAGUAAUCGUAAUUUGGCAUCGUGGGCAGAAUUAGCAGCAAAGAAUUAGCAUCCAGUUUUGUUAACCCACCAGUCAGACAUGACCUUAAAGACACCUAAUAAUCAGAUUCUCUCGAGGGUAUUGCAGAAUCACAUCAACCAAGAAGGGGGGGCAUAUCGUUUCGAAAUUAGACAUGGAAAGUCUGCACCAAUGAUAUGGGCUGUUGCUCUUGGGUUUUGGCUUCGGAAAGCUGUAAGCCGCCCAAUAUUAUGCAGCUGGUCGGC